AGUAUUUUUUUUUUUUUUUUACAUCAUCCCUUGGUUUGAUGCUUUAUUUUUGGUAAGAAUGAAUAGGAGUUAAAACAGCUUAGCUAUUAAAGUUGUUGGCUUGUAAAACAUGCAAUAAUAAGUACUGGAAAUGAAGCAUUUGAUGUGCUUGUCAUAAGUUAUUUGUAUUCAUGUUUAAUCCCCCUUUUUAGGGCUGCAGGCACCGGUAGGUAAGACUGACUGGAGCAUGCAUGAAAGUUCUAAUGUAGAACCUGGAUCAUCCACAUGGGGGCAGUGUUUCAAAUCAUUUUAGUACGAAACAUGAAAGUUCUCUCGGCUCUUUUGCAUCAUGGCGGUAAAUCUCCCAAGCUUCUCUCAGCCUGGUUUGGAGUGCUUUAAUCAACUACAACAGGAAGCCGAGUUCCUGGUGUGUUCAGUCAGACAGCUGAAAGACUCCCAGGCCCGGUACGCUCACGCACUAGAGAGCUUAGAGAUCGUGAGCAGAAACAGAAAUGGAGAAUUCCUUGUGCCCCUCACUAGCUAUAUGUAUGUUCCUGGAGCUUUAAACACGGACCACGUCAUGGUGAACAUCGGGGCCGGGUUUCAUGUGGAAAAGAGUACGGAGGAGGCCAAGGCCUUCUUAAAGCGGCAGAUAGAUCUCGUCUCAAAGCAGGUGGAAAAGGUUGAGUCAGUUGUUGAGGAGAAAUGUUUAAUCAUCAAGGGAGUGAAAGCGUCUGUUCUGACAACGGGAGCUGCCAACCGUGGGUCAUGAAUUCACCUGCCUUACGGGUAUCCAGGUGUUAUUGUGUCAGCACUCACAUAAAGCAUAGCUCUGCUACCUGAAGUUUAAUUGUUAUUAGUUUUCUUAAGUUAAUUGUUUUCAUUCGAGUUGUUUGAGAUACCGUUGCUGGUUUAAAAAUGUCAUAUUUUAAAGGUUUAUUUUUGUGCCCUGUUUUUUGGGUGAAAUGGCUCGGAUGUGCGGUAUGUUGGGUUUUCUUCAAAAUGUUUCACCUGUAUGUUAAAACCCAUGUUAUAUUGAUUGUAGUGGUAGAGGAACAUGCUGUGAUACAAAUAACAAUUUUAUUGUUAAAUGUUACUUUUAAAAAAACUAAUUAUUUUUCAUUUAUGUAACACUAAAACACAC
Messenger RNA from Gambusia affinis (western mosquitofish), 1123 nucleotides. Its product is annotated as prefoldin subunit 5-like. The transcript is spliced from 6 exons. The record is from RefSeq and is a predicted model, not a curated record. Lineage: Eukaryota; Metazoa; Chordata; Actinopteri; Cyprinodontiformes; Poeciliidae. Gene Ontology annotation, cellular component: prefoldin complex; cytoplasm. Gene Ontology annotation, biological process: regulation of DNA-templated transcription; protein folding. The coding region runs from base 329 to 751 and encodes 140 amino acids.